AUGAAUAAAAAUUGUUCGAAUCGCCACACGCCUUUUAAUCACCGAAACAUCUAUACAAAUAAAACUUAUUGUAACAAAAAUGCUCCUUAUUCAGGAAUUUACGAGCCUUCUUGUAGCAUCAUUGAAUAA
Molecule: messenger RNA, 129 nt
Organism: Vairimorpha ceranae
Lineage: Eukaryota; Fungi; Microsporidia; Nosematidae
Exons: 1
Coding region: 1-129 (42 amino acids)
Source: RefSeq, a predicted model, not a curated record